Molecule: messenger RNA, 2713 nt
Organism: Erigeron canadensis
Lineage: Eukaryota; Viridiplantae; Streptophyta; Magnoliopsida; Asterales; Asteraceae
Exons: 2
Coding region: 46-2496 (816 amino acids)
Molecular function (GO): RNA binding
Source: RefSeq, a predicted model, not a curated record
UCUGGUUCUGGUUUACACUUGAGAGUUUUCUAUCCUCCAAAUGCAAUGGCGGCGAAAAAACGAAAGCUCGAACAAAACGACGUCGUAUCAUCACCAGCACCAGCACUCUCUCAUGACGACCUCCGUCAAAUAAUCAAACCACUCACACACGAACAAUUAUCAGAAAUCGUUAUAACCGCUGCGUUGCGUCACCCUGACGUCAUCGAUUCCAUCAGGUCAAUCGCUGACGUCAAUCCAUCACUGCGUAGCUUAUCUAUACAAAACCUAGACCAGUCAACCACCACGAAAAGGCUCACCGCAGUUUUCGCUGAAUUCGGCGAACUCGAAAAAGCGAAAGUGGUUCGAGGUAAGAUUAGUAGGAAAUGUAAAGGUUAUGUUGUUUAUAAACAUGUAGAUUCUGCGUUACUUGCUUUAAAAGAACCUAGUAAGUUAAUUGAUGGCAAAAUUACCGUUGUUAAACUUGUUGAUGAUGUGGAGAAGUCGAAAAAUGAGAAGAAAAAUGCGAGUUUGGGGACGGUUGAUGUGUCGUUAAGGCGAGUUUAUGUUGGGAAUGUGGAUGAGAAUAUGGAUCGUGAGAAGCUGUUGGAGUGUUUUGAGAAGUAUGGGGAAAUUGAGGAGGGGCCGAGUGGGUUCGAUAAGGAAACGGGGAAGUUUAGGGGUUUUGCGUUUAUUGUUUAUAGGAAUGUGGAGGGGGUGAAGGCGUGUUUGGUUGAUCCGGUUAAGAUUAUUGAUGGACAUGAGUUGAAUUGUAGACUUGCUAGCAUUAUGAAAAGGAAUAAUUUCAGCAGUUUGGGUUCGCCACCACACGCGGUCACUGCUGCACAAGUGUCAGGGUCAGGUGAUGGGGGUAAGGGGGAAGUGGUGAUUCCGAAACAGGAAAGUUCAAACAAGGGUUCUUCUAAGCAUGGGGGCGUAGCGAAGGAGAAGUUGGAGGCAGUAGAUGUGUCGUUAAGGAGAGUGUAUGUUGGGAAUGUGCCGGCUGAAAUGGAUUGUGAGAAGUUGUUGGAGCAUUUUUCGACGUAUGGGGAGGUAGAGAGUGGUCCAUUAGGGUUUCAUAAGAAAACGGGUAAGUUUGAGGGUUUUGCGUUUAUUGUUUAUAAGACUCUGUAUGGGGUUAGGGCAUGUUUGGUUGAUCCGGUUAAGAUUAUUGAUGGGCAUAAGUUGAAUUGUAGACUAGCUGUUAGUAAACAAGGUAAUCCCAGUAGUGUGGAGGUGCCGCAGGCGGUCACUGCCGAUGAAGUUCCAGGGUUAGGGGGUGGGGGUAAAACUGAAAUGGUAACUUCGAAACAGAAAAAUUCAAAGAAGGGUUCUUUAAAGAACAGGGUCACAGCGAAGCAGAAUUUGGAAAUGGUAGAUGUGUCGCUCAGGAGAGUUUAUAUAGGGAAUUUGCCUACUAAAAUGGAGUAUGAGAAGUUGUUGGAGCAUUUCUCAAUGUAUGGGGAAGUUGAAGGAGGACCAUCAGGGUUUACUAAGAAAACGGGUAAAUCUAGGGGUUUUGCUUGUAUUACUUACAAGAAUGUGGAUGGCGCUAAAGCUUGUUUGGUUGAUCCAUUUAAGAUUAUCGAUGGCCAUGAGUUAUGUUGUAGACUUGCUAUUCCUAAAAAAGGACAGACGUCAUCCGCUGCUCCAGCUAUAGGAUCAGGUGAUGAGGGUGUCUUUAAGUCAAAUUUGGAGAUGGUAGAUGUGUCAUCUAGGAGAGUUUAUGUUGGGAACGUGCCACCUGGAAUGGAUGGUAAGAAGCUGUUUGCUCAUUUUUCAUUAUAUGGGGAAGUGGAAGAUGAACCGUUAGGGUUUCAUAGGAAAGCUAAGUUUAACGGUUUUGCUUUAAUCCUUUACAAGAAUGUGGAGGGAGCUAAGGCUUGUUUGGUUAAUCCAACUAAGACUAUUGAUGGAUAUCAGUUGCGUUGCAGACUUGCUAUUCCUAGGAAAUGGAAUUCUAGCACUGUGACUGAACCAGUGGACCCUGCUGCUCGAGUUCCAGGACCAGAUAGUAGAGAAAAGAGAAAGUUUGUGAGUUCGGAACAACAAAGUUUAAUGCAAAGUUCUCAUGCAGGUGGGAGCCGUAGUGGUGUUUCUGAUUGUGUCAAAAACAUGGGUGGCUUAGGAUUACCAGCAGGACCUUCUGCUAAUGGUAACUCGAGUUAUGGCGUUGGAGGACCUGGACAACCAUUAGAGUAUUCACCACGUCUUGUGAAUUUGAAUUUGGGUGGUCGGUUCGGGCUGACUUCAUCUCUUAGCAAUUGUGGUAGUCCAGGAUUGCUGAUGAAUGGGGGUGAAGUACCAGGUUACCUGAGAGGUGGUAGUGAUGGUUCAUAUUUUGGCUUAGGCACUGUUUACGAUGGAUUGAGCCAGAGAUCGCAAUAUGGAUCUUCACCAGGCUCCGUGAGAAUGACAUCAGAAGGUUAUGCAAAGGGCGCUUCCUAUAGUUUGUCAUCUGGUUAUGCUGACCAAACCCAGCAACAGCAUUAUAAAUAUAUGUCGUUUCCCUACAAGUGAGGUGUUCGAUAGCUUGUUCGAUAGGGUUGUCUUUUGGCUUUUGGUAGUUUCAGGAGUGCAGAAUUGUGGUGAGCUUCUUCAAUGUAGCUUAAAAAUGUGUUUGUUGUAAAUGCGUCUAGUUAGUUUCUGCAGCGGUGGUGUACUAAGGUAACUUGUCAGUAAUGUAAAAUCACAACUUUUUCUUCUAAUGAAUAAAUUUAAGGGCAUCUUCAAUAAA